Trichobilharzia szidati is the source of this 540-nucleotide messenger RNA. Lineage: Eukaryota; Metazoa; Platyhelminthes; Trematoda; Strigeidida; Schistosomatidae. The record is from the annotation of a GenBank genome assembly.
AUGAAUAUGAUAAUGCUGGAAAAAACAUCGAACAUAUUCUCGUAUUCCCGGACAUCUAUUGCCAAAAUACUAUGUUUGAUAAUUUAUCGUGUAUUGUUUCUUUUAUUCGAUUUUCUGACAUUCAGCUACCACAAUACAAAUGGACUAAGCUUGCAAUUACCAUUGAACACCUCAAAUUCAUCAGCAUCACAAUCAAGCAAUCAGUCGUUGUAUACGGAAAGUUUAAUUAAUAACGACACAAAAACAUUCAGUGAUAAUAAUCUCGAAAUUAGUUAUUUAAAUCAAACUGAAGAAGCUGACGAAGAAUCUUUCGUUAAGGGUAGUGCUGGUGUCUGGGUAAUCAGUGUCAUGAGUGGCACCUGUUUACUAACAAUUGCAUUUAUUGUAAGAGGACUGUUUUCAAGAGCUGAAGCAUUUCACGAUCCACCAGAAAACUACCAUGGGGCAGAUUUAAACGGUGAUUUAAUGGGAGGUCAUGGGUUUAUUGGUGCUGGCGCUGGAGGAGCAGACAUGGGUUUCCUAACAACGGAUCUAGCGUGA